Messenger RNA from Bombus pyrosoma, 1572 nucleotides. RefSeq lists its product as uncharacterized. Gene Ontology annotation, cellular component: plasma membrane. NCBI's taxonomy places the organism in Eukaryota, Metazoa, Arthropoda, Insecta, Hymenoptera, Apidae. Gene Ontology annotation, biological process: sensory perception of smell; detection of chemical stimulus involved in sensory perception of smell. The coding region runs from base 91 to 1266 and encodes 391 amino acids. The transcript is spliced from 10 exons. The record is from RefSeq and is a predicted model, not a curated record. Gene Ontology annotation, molecular function: odorant binding; olfactory receptor activity.
GAAGGUAUACAUUAGAGGCACAGACUUAACAGGGAGGAAUGAAUAAUUAAAUCGUCAUUCUGUUUUACGAGGGUUACGAUAGCAUUUACUAUGAACAAAACGACGAUAGAAAAAAAGUAUCUGAAAGUAGUGAAGACAUGCAGUAUGAUCGCCGGAAUUUGGCCUGAUCAGAGUAAAUUUUCGAAACUGUUCACACGAAUAAUUAUAUAUAUCAUUAGCGUGUUAUCGCUUGCUACACAGAUGGCAAAUGUAAUAUGUUUCUUUAGCCUAAAUACCCUAAUAGAGCAGGUGUGUUUUUUUAAUGCGAUAGUCGGGGCACUGAUAAAACAAGGGAAUUACAUUAUUAACGCUGCAGAGUACAAGAUGUUAUUUAACGCUGUUUGGAAGGAUUGGUCAACCGAUAGACUAAAUGAUGAAUUGGAUAUUAUGAUCGAGUAUGCCAAAAAGGGAGCAUUCUUUUCCUGGUUGUAUUUCGGAGUUUGCAUUUGCUGUGCUAUAAGUUUUCUUCAAUUAUCUUUAACGCCAAUUGUUUUGGAUAUAAUUUCACCAAUGAACGAAACGCGAGAUUUAAUGUACAUUUUUCCAGCUUAUUAUUAUAUCAAUGACCAAAUCUAUCGUACGUUUAUAAGCUUUCAUAUGAUGUGUACGAUUAUUUCAACAUGUCUCGUGUAUAUUGGUUGCGAUACGAGUUACAUGUACAUUGUGCAACACGCUUGUGGUCAGUUAGCAGUGGCUAGAUAUCGUUUCAAGAAUGCGAUUUUAGAUUUUCCUAUUGUCAGUGAAACGAGUGUCGUGCAGGAUAAGAUUUACAAAAGAGUGGUUCAUUCGAUUCGAGGACAUCAAUAUGCUACAAAUAGUUACCUCAGAACUAUUCAAAGCAGUCAUUCCGCCUAUCUUUUCAUCACCGUUGCUUUGGGAAUGACAACUCUUAGUGUCACAUUAGUAAAGGUUGCAUCGCAAGCGAAUGUCUCUGGACAACUUAUUAAGGAUAUUGUAUUUCUCUUGGCUCAACUGGUACACAUAUUUUUCUUUUUAUUACAAGGACAAUUCGUACUGAAUGCAAACGAUGAAUUUGCCGAAUCAAUAUAUAACACAUUCUGGUAUAAUACUAAUACGAGAACGAAACUGUUGCUUGUAUUAGUACUAAGAAGUUGCUCAAGUGCUCCUAAUCUAUCAGCUGGAGGACUGCUAGUCUUCAAUUUGAAAAACUUCUCAGAGAUUCUGAAAACAUCUUUUUCAUAUUUCACCGUACUAAAAACCACGUGAAGUAUGUAACAUAUCCGACAAAGGCGAUAGAAUCAAAUUCCAGAAUGAAUAAAGUUUUACGGAUAAGAUAUGCAUUUAAUCAGGAUGUUCUCUGCUUUUCAACCACCGAGUUCUUUUUAUUUUACACCUCUACAGUAUAACAUUUGAUGAGGAAAUGAUAUGAAAUUUCAGAAUGUCUAGACAACGGGAAUUUGUACCGCGGUUUGAGUUUAAGUUCUCGAAUUUUAAUCACCUCACAUCAGUUUCAAACAGAAUCUUGUUUGCGAUUUGAAAAGUGCUAAUGAAUAAUUUUGAAUAAUGGUACAA